UUGUGCAUACGUCAUUUACAGUACUGUCUUGGUUUAUACUGUUGCAAGAAUUUGAUUCGUGUUAGACCUCGUUGUUCGUGUGAUUAUAUCAAAAUGUCGAAAGUAACAUUCAAGAUUACGCUGACUUCAGAUCCUAAACUGCCUUUCAAAGUAUGCUGUUGAGCAGGGUCCUACGUUGAAGUUACACCAGUGUCAUGGACACAGCGGUCGUGCAACAGUUUCUCGACUUCUUCCAAGACUUUAUCAACCUGUGUCUGUCAGAAAACUGGCCUAGCAACACCACAACUGAAAAUGAGAUUAAAAAUGCAUUUAUUAUAGCUAAGCACAUAGAGAAAUGCUUGGACGCGUUGCAAAAGCAAAACGUGAUGAGUGAAUUUCUCGCUACGCUAAAUAAUAAUCAAGAUGUAUCUAACACAUUCCUUAAAAAUUGUUCUCUUGAUCCCCCUAAAUGUGUGUUAAAGAAAAUUAUUAAUUCAGACUGCAAAGUCACUCAAAUGGACAGUGGUUUUAAGAUAUUUAUUGAGUUAUUUGGGGAGACAAAGCUAGAGGACCAUUUGACUGAUUUCAUGAUAGAGGCAGCCUCAACAGAGACAUUGUUACAAAACAUAAACACAGAACUGUCAAAGGAAAAAAUACUCAAUUUAAAAAGUCACUUAUUUUUAGCUGAACUUUCUACUUGUGAAAAUCCUGAGGAAGUUUUAAAAAGAAUAUUAAAGGAAUCUUCGGAAAACACAGUAGAACUAUUGAGCGUGCCCGAGGCGACGCCGUUCACGGCGGUGCUGAAGUUCGCGGCGGAGGAGUUCCGCGUGGAGCCCGCCACCAGCGCCAUCAUCACCGAUGACGGCAUCGGCAUCAACCCGCAACAAACCGCAGGCAAUGUAUUCCUGAAGCACGGGUCGGAGCUGAGGCUAAUCCCGCGGGACCGUGUCGGCGCGCCGCACUAAACCGGGAACGCAUAUUCCUUUAAUUUAAGCAUUGUUUUAUAUAUUUUAUAAUAUAUUGUAUAUUUUUGUUUAUUUUAUUAAACCAUUUUGUAAAAAUGGUAA
Manduca sexta (tobacco hornworm) is the source of this 1046-nucleotide messenger RNA. RefSeq names its product ubiquitin-fold modifier 1 (gene Ufm1). NCBI's taxonomy places the organism in Eukaryota, Metazoa, Arthropoda, Insecta, Lepidoptera, Sphingidae. Bases 195 to 944 code for a protein of 249 amino acids. Gene Ontology annotation, biological process: protein K69-linked ufmylation. The record is from RefSeq and is a predicted model, not a curated record. The transcript is spliced from 5 exons. Gene Ontology annotation, cellular component: nucleus; cytoplasm.